Molecule: messenger RNA, 1302 nt
Organism: Chenopodium quinoa (quinoa)
Lineage: Eukaryota; Viridiplantae; Streptophyta; Magnoliopsida; Caryophyllales; Amaranthaceae
Exons: 3
Coding region: 1-1302 (433 amino acids)
Cellular component (GO): plasma membrane
Molecular function (GO): protein phosphatase 1 binding; protein phosphatase regulator activity
Source: RefSeq, a predicted model, not a curated record
AUGUGGCCAUUUAAAAUUCUUCUGGAAAGUAAGGAUAUCAUCCCAGAUGUAAAUGUUGUUUUCAGAGACUUGUUAUCUUCUACAAACAUAUAUGGUGAUAAUCCAUUACACACUUUGGCUGAAUAUACCCCUUGUGAACAAGAUGCAAAGAAAAUAAUUGAGUUGCUCAUAGAUGUUUACACAAACAAUUCAUUGAUCGUUUCAAACAAUAUACAUCCUUUGUUAGUGCAAAACUGCCAUCAAGAUACACCUUUUUCGUUGGCUAUAAUCCAUAAGAAUGAAGCGAUGGCAAAUUAUAUCUUAUCAGUGGAUGAAAAUAUAGUUAUUACAUGUGAGAAGAAUGUUUUGUUCUUGGCUAUCGAGAAUGAAUGCCAUGAAGUUGCCAAAGAGAUAUUGAAGAUAGUGGAUAAAAAAGGUUGGACUCAACUUCUUAGUAAUGAUCAGAAGCUGAAUGUUUUGCAACUUGCGCCAUUAUGCACAGAUGAGGAGUUCGGUGCAUGGCUAGUUGAUGAAGCAUCGGAACUCAUCACCGAACAGGAUAACAAUGAACAAUCACCUUGGGAUACAGCAUAUGAAGUUGGUUCUUCAUGGUUUAUAAAUGUUGUGCUGAAAAAAGAUCCUUCUGUGUUUAAUAGAGCGCCCAUGACUUGGAUCAAAGCUUGUGAGAAAGGUGAUGUUGCAACUCUUUGUGCUUUCAUCAACCAUAACCCAGGAGCAUUUCGAGAUCUUUGUAUUGAAUAUAAGGAUUCUCCUUUGCAUCAUAUACAACUCACAAGCUUAACAGAGUAUGAAGAAUUUCUCAGGAUUCCAUACAUGAAAGAUCUAAUCAAUCUUCAAGAUUCAAAAGGGGCAACUCCUUUACACAAAGCACUACAAAAUCACAAAAAACUUUUAGCGGAAACAUUACUCAAUAUAGAGAAGAUAGAUUGUAACAUCAAAGACAAAGACCAAAAAAGUGCGACGGAUUUGCUGGCAAAAGUAUGCAACGAUGACAACACAUGGGAAAAAAUGUGCCAAAGAAUCGGUUUUGAUCCUUGGAUAAAAACAUCGUACUUCCAACGUAAGACCAAUUUGUUAGAAGUACGAAAUUCACUGUUUGUGGUUGCGGCCCUAUUAGCCACCAUUACAUUCACUGCAGGUUUUACUCUCCCGGGCGGAUUAAAACAAGAAACUGGGGAAGCACUUCUAGCUAAGAAGGUUGUUUUUUUUGGUGUUUUUGAUAUCGAAUACAUUGGCCAUGUGUACUUCCAUUCUGGUGUUGAUUUGCCUUGUAUGGUCCAUGGUUCAUCAAGAUUCGAGUAA